Molecule: messenger RNA, 2711 nt
Organism: Sodiomyces alkalinus F11
Lineage: Eukaryota; Fungi; Ascomycota; Sordariomycetes; Glomerellales; Plectosphaerellaceae
Exons: 2
Coding region: 378-2459 (693 amino acids)
Biological process (GO): exocytosis
Cellular component (GO): cell tip; Golgi to plasma membrane transport vesicle
Molecular function (GO): guanyl-nucleotide exchange factor activity
Source: RefSeq, a predicted model, not a curated record
CGACCUGCUUGCUGCUGUCGUCGCAGUUGCAUUGUUGUUUCUCAGACGCCUGCCGUGGCCAGUGAACCGCUCCCGUACCUCCGCCCUCCGUCCUCCGCUUCCUUUUCUCCCUCACCACCACCAACGCGCCCUGUCUCACCCAAGUUACCUCCUCCGUCCGCUUCCUUUAUCGGUCCCGCUGCAUUGUUGGCUGGGUUGGGUUCAACGCCAAUUGCAGCUCAUUGCCGAGUCCCACCUCAACAUCUUCUUUGGUCUCACUCCGCCUCCACCGCGUCCAGGAACGCAUUCCAGCUGGCCCAGGACUUCGUCACUUGCGUCUACGGAAUACAGCUACGGACUACCUUAAUUAGUCAAGGUACUGCGGUGCCGCAGAAGCAAUGGAUUCCUUUAUCGCUGUUGCCGGCUGGGCACAGCACUCCAAUUCCCAGUCUUCAGCUUCAGGAAACGGCAGACCUUUCGGUCACUACAGAUCACGCUCCUCGGUACCGAAAUCUCCGACUCCGAUGCCCCCGAGAUCACAGCAUACAAGGUCUCCUUCCACAUCCGAGUUGCCCGCCAUGGCCGCAACUGCCACAUCCCCGCGCUCGCUGCCUCGCUCCCCCAUGCCCGAUACCGACGAUUCCGAGCUGAGCACAUUGCCCGACCCGCGAAGUCGAAACAUGAGCCCAGUAGUCGGUGGCCAUGCCUUCUCUCACCAUCCUGACCUGAACGCCGAAGUGGCCACCCUAAGCAACAAGCUCAUUAGCGCCAUCAACUACCAAGCAACUCUCGACGAUACUCUCGCCGCCACACGAUCCGAAUUGGAAAGGGCUCGCCAACAAAUCAGGACGCUGGAAGAGAGGAACGCCACACAACGCGAAAUGCUCUCCGGCGACGUCUGGGUGCGGAAGAGGACCGUUGAGGAAGAUAAGAAGAAACUGAACGACCGCGUCGCUGCCGAAAAACUCCAGAGAGAAGACGUGGAAAAGGAGAAGAAGAGGAUCGAGCUCGAGCUCGAGAAUCUCACCACAGCCUUGUUCGAAGAGGCCAAUAAGAUGGUCAUUUCUGCCAAAGAGGAGGCCCGCAGGGACCAGGAACUCCUGCAAAAGAAGAACGACCAGCUAAAGGCCCAGCUCGCCGACACUGAGGCCUUACUCCAGUCCCAGCAAGACCAGCUGGCCCAGCUGAAGGACGUCAUGGAACAGAUGGCCACCGAGAGAGACGAACAAGCUGCUGUUGCCGUUUCCGCCACCGUCCCUUCCUCCCCCGGCCUGAGCAGAUUCGAGCUGAGAAACGACGAUGCGUCUUCUCCCGAAACCACCAACAUCACCACCACCACCUUCGCCACCCCUCUUCCCGAGCCCGUCUCUCCCACCGCUUCCACGAGCCUGACCUACUUGAUCCAACCUGUCGUAAGGACGGACCUGGCUUCGUACGAAGACUUCACUAUGCUAGCGCGCCUCUCGCGAAGAUAUAGUACCAAUCGCAUCUCUUCUGGCUCUCUCGCUGCUGGCGUGCAAAAGCUCGGGCUUGGCCUUGGCGGUAGCACGUCAAGCAGGCAUGUCUCCACCGGCUCAACCUCGUCCUUGCCGAACGCUGCCGCCCCGCCGGCCGCGGCGAAUUCGUCAUCACCGCAGACUCCGAAUACUCCGGUCUCUUUCACGGCCGCCGGCUCCGCCGAGCCCGUCACCCCUCUCCCUUCCUUGAGAGAGACCAAGUUUUACAAACGCGUCCUGGCCGAAGACGUGGAACCGACCUUGCGUCUGGACCUGGCUCCUGGCUUGUCGUGGCUCGCGCGCCGUAGCGUUCUGAACGCCAUGAUAGAGGGGACUAUCGUGGUGGAGCCCAUUCCCUCCAACUCGCCUUAUUCUGCCUUCAUCAAGCCGCAGUAUUACCCGUGCUCUCUCUGCGGCGAUAAUCGGAAGGACGAGCGUUAUCUACGGGCCUACCGCUUUCGUACAACCGAGUCGGACUCUGCGCAACGUUAUCCUCUCUGCAAAUACUGCCUGGGUCGGGUCAGGUCCACCUGCGACUUCCUCUCUUUCCUGCGCAUCCUCAAGGACGGCCACUGGCGCACUGAUAAGGAAGACGCCGAGAAGGCCGCCUGGGAAGAGAGCAUCCGGCUUCGGGAACAAAUGUUCUGGUCUCGUCUCGGAGGCGGCGUUAUUCCCGCCGGCCACCCACUGCUGCUGGACCACGAGUGCAGUCCUCGACCGAGCCAGGACGUCCCGCCAGAGCCGUGCCCCCAGUCCCCUCCAGCCGCCGCAGACGACACAGCUGUGGCGACAGAAGGCCAAAUCGGAAAACAGAGCGACGCCGCCGCCGAUUCCACAGACGAAGGGGGCGCUCCCACAGCAUCGUCGCCCCGUAUUAUUCAUGCUUCCCCUCAGUCCCGUGAGACUGUGACUGACGAUACUGUCGAGCCUACGGAGACCGAAUCGAAGAGGCUGUCCAUCACGAUAUCGAAGGUGGAGGGAUAAACACCCAUCCCAUUUAGUCCGCACAUAUCAUAUUGAAACGCUGCACAUACACGCGCAAUGGAGGAAAUGCCGCCACAGCCUUCUUGCCUAUACAUUCUUGUUUCACGCACCAUACUUACCCCAUGGUACAUACUGCAAUAUUUUGCUCUUGCCUCAUCGACAAGGCUCUUCGGGUUUCCAUCAAAAUAUUCGCUGCGGGUUAGUAGCAUAAGUGGCAGCAUUGCUUUUUUUUUUCUUUUUUUUUUUUUCUGU